GGGGGGCCCGGCCUGGCCCGCUCCGUCCCGCUCCCGGUCCCGGCCCCGGCCCCGGCCCGGCCCGCUGGGCCAUGCGGCGGCCGUAGCCAUGCAGCGCGCCGAGCUGCGGGACGGGGAGGCGGCCGCCGCGGCCUCCUACCGGGUGCUCAGCCGCCUGCUGGGCUACGGGGCCGGGCCGGAGGCGGGCGCGGCGGGCGGUGCCGGUACCGGCGCGGCGGGCGCUGGGCCGCCGGGCCCCGGAGGCGGGCGGCUGCCGGCGGCGGCGUUACCGGGAGUGGGGACGAUGCGGGCCCCGCGGCCGCCGCCGCAGCUGAUGGUGUUCCGCAACGCGGCGGAGGGGCGGCCCGGCGAGGAGGGCGGCCCGGCGGCGGGGGGCGGCCCGGCGGGCGGCGGGGAGCUGCUCUGCCCGCGGCACCGCUGCGCCCUGGAGCCCAAAGCGGCGGCGAGGUGGGGAGCCGGGCCUCCGGGCGGGCUGGAGCUGCAGCUGGCGGCCUUGGGGCUGCGGCCCCCCGGGCUGGGCUCGAAGGGGCCGGGGGGCUGCCCCUGCCUCGGGCCGCCGCCCCCCCCCGCCGGGCCCGCCGCCGAGGAGACCAGCGACGCUUUGCUGGUGCUGGAAGCGCUGGAACCCGACGAUACCGGGAGCUGCUCCGAGGAGGAGCCGGGAUCCCCCGGGCGAGGAGCCGCCCGCCCCGCCGGGAGAGGAGCCAGCGGCCUCGCGCCCCCUCCCGCGGCUCCCGGCGGAGCCGGCCCCGGCGCCAGGAAGGGCUCCUUGAAAAUCCGCCUCAGCCGCCUCUUCCGCACCAAGAGCUGCAGCGGCGGCUCCGCCAUCGGGGACGCCGCCGCCUCCCCCGGCGGCCGGCGCGGCGGGGAGCUGCCCGCAUCCGCCGGGAGCCUGACCGACGUCUGCGGGGGCCGCGGCCGGGAGCAGGAGACGGGCAGGAAACACAGACUGACGAGAACUCAAAGUGCCUUUUCCCCGGUUGUGUUCAGCCCCCUCUUCACAGGUGAAACGGUGUCACUGGUGGACGUGGACAUCUCUCAGCGAGGCCUGACCUCCCCUCAGCCUCCAACUCCUCCACCCCCUCCACGAAGAAGCCUCAGCCUGCUCGAUGACAUCAGUGGGACGCUGCCUGCAUCUGUCCUAGUGGGUCCAAUGGGCUCUUCCCUGCAGUCCUUCCCUCUGCCUCCACCUCCUCCACCCCAUGCCCCAGAUGCCUUCCCACGGAUUGUCCCCCUGCGGCCCCCGGAGGCGAUGCCUGGGCAGCCCACCCCCCCCCUCCAGUGCCCUCUCUACCGCCCGGACUCCAGCAGCUUUGCAGCCAGCUUGAGAGAGCUGGAGAAGUGCGGGUGGUACUGGGGGCCCAUGAACUGGGAGGAUGCAGAGAUGAAGCUGAAGGGGAAGCCAGAUGGAUCCUUUCUGGUCCGAGACAGCUCUGACCCCCGUUACAUCCUGAGCCUCAGCUUUCGGUCUCAGGGCAUCACCCACCACACCAGGAUGGAGCACUACAGAGGGACCUUCAGCUUGUGGUGCCACCCCAAGUUUGAGGACCGCUGCCAGUCUGUGGUGGAGUUCAUCAAGAGAGCCAUCAUGCACUCCAAGAACGGGAAGUUUCUCUACUUCCUCCGAUCCAGGGUUCCUGGUCUCCCACCAACACCUGUGCAGCUCCUGUACCCAGUCUCCAGGUUCAGCAAUGUCAAAUCCCUCCAGCACCUUUGCCGCUUCCGGAUCAGGCAGCUGGUCCGGAUCGACCACAUCCCCGAGCUCCCGCUGCCCAAGCCCCUGAUCUCCUACAUCCGCAAGUUCUACUACUACGACCCGCAGGAGGAGGUUUACCUGUCGCUGAAGGAAGCUCAGCUCAUCUCCAAACAGAAGCAGGAGACAGAGUCCUCCACGUAGCCCGGCUGCCCUGCUGCCUUGUCGCUGUCACUGAUGGUAGGAAUGUGGUUGUCACCACCCUGCAGCCCCGGGAAGGAGGCGCCAGUGGAGCCGGCUCAGCAGCUGCUGCUCCAGCUCUUUUGUCCGGAGAAGAGGGAUCAGGGCUCCUGGGAAGCACAGCAGAGUGGGAACAAGAGCCUCAGCUCCUGCCUGAGGGAGAAGGGUCCUGGAGACAGCUGAGCCCAGCUCGGGGACUCCUUGUGGAACAAAGAAUGUCAUGGCACUAGUUACUGGUUUUUGAAAGUUUUAUUUUUGAUGUUGUCUUUUUUUGGUUGUUGUUUUUCCUUUGGAAUUUUCAGCAUGAGAAAUACUGUCUUAUGAGCAGCUGAGUUUUAUUAUCCUCCCUUGGAAACCUCAAGGUGGGGGGAGAGAGAGAGAAGGGGACUCUCUAGGAAGAUCAUCUGCUCCAGGAGUUAAGGCAAGACUGUUCUUUGGUUCCCCCCCCGAGAGGUGGUGCAGCUGAUGAGCUGCUUGGAGACAGACUGAGCCAGAAGGAUGUGCAGCCACAUGGAAUAACCUCUGGAGCUGCUCCUCUUUCUGGGAUUUGGGAGAAGAGGGCCAAACCCAGCCCUGGGCAGCUGAGCUUUGCAGCUGGAUUUGCAGGGUGGUCCUGUGUGCUUUUAAGUAGGGCCCAAGGAAGGAAGAGUGUGGGAACCACUUGGAUGUCCUGGAGCCAAAGGGAAUGGUUGAUACUUCUCUGAGGAGGCAACAUUCCCCCAGCAAACACUGGAAGACUUUGCUGAACCCCCAGGAUGGGUAGAAGGAAGGUGGGUGGCAAAGCUGCUGUCAUCACUGUUGCCACAGUCCAAAGGUACUUGCCAUGGUGGUCUCAGCCUCACAGGACCCUGGGACAUGCACUUUUAGCCUUUGGCUGUCUCCAGAAGCUGUGAAGGAAGGAAGUGUCUUUCUGGUGAGCUGUGAAGGAACUUGGAGCUGCCAGGACAUUGAGCAUCAUCUCUGGGGUGACUCAGAGCAAGAGGCAAGAACUGAGGGUUCUCCUGGAGCAGCAUCUGAUCUCUGUGAGCUUCCCUGCUGCUUCCUCCUCUCUCCAGGAAUGUCCAUGGAACCACAGCAACUCAGAAACUGGGAAGCCCAGAGAGGUGGUGGCUCUUGCUGUGUUCCUGGGCUUGGCACUGUCUGAAAGACCCCCUUGACCCCUUCAGAUCCCAGGCUGCUUGUUUCAUCCACUGCAGCAAAGAGUUUGCAUUUCAUGGUGAAGUUUGUUGGCCCAAAGUGAUGCUGAGAAGUCUGGAGAAGCAUCUUUCCUGCUGUAUUUAAAUGAGGAGGUUCCUGUGCCCUCAGCCCAAAGUGAAGGAAUCGCUCCAGCAGCCCGAGCUGAAGGAAUUGCUCCAUCCUGCAACAGUCUGCUCUGAAAACAUGAUGGGUUUGUGUGUGGUCCAGGUCCCUGGAUCUGGACUGGGAGCCCUGGGAGCUGGCUGUGGUCACUCAGGAGCUGCUGGGCCCUUGGUCUUGCCCUGCAGAAUCAUCCACGUCCUUGAAUGAGGCACAGUUGUGUGGAUCUUAAAGCAGCCUGGAAAAAUACUGCUUGUCUGCCAAGUGUUGCUGUGGAGGGUGCUGACAAAUCCUGCCCUCCCUCAGCUCUGGCCUCACUUUUGGUCUUGGAGAAAAAAAAUAUGUGGUGGUUUUUCUUUUUUUUUCUUCUUCUUUUUUUUUUUUUUUAAAAAAAAAAAAGGUUUGGCUUCCAGAUGAAACUAAUAACUGAGCUUCAAAAUGUGUAGAAAUACCUCAUGGGACACUACUGACUGUCACAGUGGCUGUCAGGGCAGUGGAGCUGCCCCAGGGUGUGCUGAGCAGCAUCUCCUGACCCCUGGUGAAAUGGGAGCUGAUCCAUCCACAGCCACCCUGUCCCCUCCAGCUGGGGACAGGCCCUUGUCCCCCCCCAGCCACCUCCACUGCCCUUGGCCAUAGACCCUCCCCUGGCUCACACCAGGUUAUCAGGAGCCUGCAGAUGAAUGCAGCUGCUUGGAGCAGAACACGGGGCACGUGGGGCCACCAUCAGGGGGGAAAUAUCUGUGCUUGAGCAGGUGAGACUCAAAUAUCCACCCGGCUGGCCUGGCUGCAGUUUGGCUGUCCUUGUGCUGAGGAGUUGAAUCUUCUGACUUACCCAUAUGCUGGAAGGGAAGAACAGUCUUCCCAAGAGCCUGGUCUGGUGCCUGAAGUGUCCAAGUCUGUGCCAGCAAAGGACAGUGCCCAGGGCAUGUGUCUCCUGUCCAGCUUGUCUCCAAAAUGAGACCCUGGAGCCAAGGAUAGGGCAGCAGGGGCUGGUGGGUGUGGAUGGGGCUGUGGGGAGCUGGGAGUUGGGUCCUGCCCGAGCUGGGGAGAAGCUGGUCCUCUCCCUGGUGUGAUGGUAGUGACAGUGUUGUCACUCCUCCUCUCCCUGUUCUGGGCUGGAGAGACACAGCUUGGGUUUGGGAAGGGAAAGCAGCAGAGCAGGGAAAACUGGGAAUGAGUGUGGAGCCCAUCCUGCUGGAGCUGGGCUGGCCUGGUGGGGAGAAGGCACAGCCCUGCUCUGUGGUGGGUCAGGAGAGCCCUGUCCUGCUCUGCUCCUUCCUCUGUCCCUCUGGGGACCCCCCUGAGCUCCCCAUGAAGGUGACCAAGGUGUCUCUGUGGCUCUCAGAGCUGCUGAAGCAGCAGCCAGGCUUUAGGGGCAAUACUUGAAUUCCAUGUGUCCUGUCACUGUCCUGGGAAGGGUUUCUCCCAGCAGCCUGACCAGUGCAUCUGCCAUUCCUUGUCCCCUGUGCAUGGUGGGAGGCUAAAGGGGAGGCUAGCAAGGCUUGGGGGUCUGUCUGUGGCAGCUGAAAUGAGGGAGGGAAUUUGCUGGGGCUGGUGGGACACCAGCCUGUUGCUCUGAGGUUCUCAGUGUUGGCUGGAGCUCCACAAGAGCUCCCCUUGUUGAUCUGCACCCCCAGGAGCAGCAGGGUGGGCUCUGGCAUGAAGGUGGCAGAUGCUCUUCAACCUUCCCAGGGCCUUGCUCCACCUCUCCUUGCUCCAAGACAGGCAGGGGAGCUGGAGUGUGGUCAGUGCCUGUGGCCAGCAGCCCUGGAGAAGAGCCCAAGGUCAAGUGUAGUUAACAGCCUUCUCCUGAAAUCCAUUAAAAACAAAGCUGUUCCUGGAGUUCCUUCACAUCUAGGUGGGAGGGGAGGGAGGACUUGGGUCUGUUUGGGCAUGGAAAAGAUCCAGAGCUUUUGUUUGAAGGCUGGAUGUGAAGGGAGUGAUCUGUGCCUGGGGGUGUGAUGGUCUCUGUGGACACAGGUGGCUCCAUAGAUCCCCAUCCCAGUUUGGGGAGGAACACCUGGUGGUUGUGUCCUGCCAGGAAUGGUUCUGGAGGUUGGUUCUGGAGGGUGCUCUCAUCUGCUGAUCUGGGAGAAAUUUUUACAGCCUCCUUUGUCCAACCUUGAGUUCUGCUGGGGUUGUCCUUGUCCUGCCUCUGUCAGGGGCCCGAGGCAGAUGAGCAAUGAAAUGGACCAUAAAAAACUACCGAAGUGUGGAAAGUGCCCACUGGAAAAGCUUUUUCAGCUGGAGAUGGUGUUUUUUUUCAGCUGGAUGAGUGCAGCCUCCACCCGUGGUUCUUGUCCCUGGUUACUGGGCUGAUUUUACCCUUCAAAUAGACCAUUUUUAGGUCUUUUGGGACCCUGACACCCACCCGAGCCCCCUCGGCUUUCAGGGAUGGAGGGAUUUAUUUACCCAUGUCCCUGUGCUCCCUUGCUCCUCAUCCAGAGUCUUCCAGGUGAGAUGGGGCAGGUGGGACCCCACACACACCCUGGGCUAACGGGGUCCUGCUGGUGCUGCCUCCAAUUGUGCCUCUGGCUGAAAAGCACAAAUGGUGCCCCAAAAUGCCACCAGUUCCCUCCCAGUGCCCCCACCCCACACAAGCUGACCCCCACCCACUCAGGCCUUUCCUCCUACAAUGGCUGGUGGGCAGUGGGUGACUCUGGGUGGGUGACACUUGCCUUUGGAGCAGGAAUGAGCAGAUGUGCAGGACCUCGUGCUGCUCUUCACCAGGACUGUCCAACCACCCUUUGGUAAAAAUGCAGCUUUGCUUAAUUUUAUCUUUUUUUUUUUUUCCCCUUUUUUUCCUUUUUUUUGGUGUGUGCUUAAUUUAUUCAAAUAGUUGCUGUAUAAUUUAUUUUCAUAAGCUAUAUAUAUAGAGAGAAAAAAUGUUACUAAAUGGUAAGAACAGACUUGCAGGCCAAUCUUUCAGAAGAAAACUAAGAAAAUGUUUUUGAUAUAAAUGGUAACGAAUGCA
Apus apus (common swift) is the source of this 6203-nucleotide messenger RNA. It is a transcript of the gene SOCS7, whose product is annotated as suppressor of cytokine signaling 7. Gene Ontology annotation, molecular function: 1-phosphatidylinositol-3-kinase regulator activity. Gene Ontology annotation, biological process: intracellular signal transduction; phosphatidylinositol phosphate biosynthetic process. The transcript has 10 exons. The coding region runs from base 89 to 1897 and encodes 602 amino acids. The record is from RefSeq and is a predicted model, not a curated record. Gene Ontology annotation, cellular component: phosphatidylinositol 3-kinase complex. NCBI's taxonomy places the organism in Eukaryota, Metazoa, Chordata, Aves, Apodiformes, Apodidae.